AUGGCUCAAUCUACUACUGAGAAUACCACCACCACCACCAUGACUUCGACUUCACAAAUAUCCGAACACGCGGUUUGCGACAUUGUUAAACAACAAAUUGCGGUAGCAAAGACUGUUCUUCUGCAGGCGGUGGAUCUCGUCGACAAUCAUCUGACGUCGGAUGAACAACUGACUGUAAACUCGAAACAUCUUCCGGGCUCGACAAUCGGUAAACACCUUAGGCAUGCCCGCGAUCACUUUGUACUCUUGAUAGAGUGCAUGCAAAGCCCCUCACCUCGGGUGCUAUCCUACGAUACACGAAUUCGAAACACGCCAAUGGAGAAUAGUAUUGACGGGGCGCGAUCCGCAUUACUCGAUGCUGUAAAGCAGUUGGAAGAAGUUGUCCCAGCCGUAAACUUCGACGAAGAAAUAUCACUGCAUGCUAUCACACCGUACAUGCAUUCAUUCAAAACCACAAUCGGCAGGGAGCUUUGGUUUGCGAGUCUACAUUGUGUGCAUCACUGGUCUAUGGUCCGCGUCAUUGCAGGAGAAUUGGGAAUACAACUUGCUGAAGACUUCGGUUUUGCACCGUCAACCCUGGUAUACCAAGAUCGCGAGGCGCCUUUGGGCAAAAAUAAAUUGUAA
Psilocybe cubensis is the source of this 624-nucleotide messenger RNA. RefSeq lists its product as uncharacterized. The transcript is spliced from 6 exons. Bases 1 to 624 code for a protein of 207 amino acids. The record is from RefSeq and is a predicted model, not a curated record. NCBI's taxonomy places the organism in Eukaryota, Fungi, Basidiomycota, Agaricomycetes, Agaricales, Agrocybaceae.